This is a messenger RNA of Prionailurus viverrinus (fishing cat), 2968 nucleotides long. Its product is annotated as piezo-type mechanosensitive ion channel component 2-like. Lineage: Eukaryota; Metazoa; Chordata; Mammalia; Carnivora; Felidae. The coding region runs from base 1341 to 2609 and encodes 422 amino acids. Gene Ontology annotation, cellular component: plasma membrane. The transcript has 6 exons. Gene Ontology annotation, molecular function: mechanosensitive monoatomic ion channel activity; monoatomic cation channel activity. The record is from RefSeq and is a predicted model, not a curated record. Gene Ontology annotation, biological process: detection of mechanical stimulus; regulation of membrane potential; cellular response to mechanical stimulus.
GACCAGAAACUGUUCCUAAAACAAGUGAGCGUGCUCGACCUAGGCUUCGUAAAAUGUUCAGCAUGGAUAUGUCCUCCUCAUCAGCUGACAGUGGCAGUUUAGCAUCAAGGUGCUUAACUCGUGCAUGCUUUGUUUUUUUCCCUCACGUUACCACUUUUCCCCCUUCGUGUCAUUGCAAACAUAAGCUCUUGUGAUGUCCGUUUGGUUUUGGUUUUGGUUUCUUAAUUUUCGUUCUAAGAAUUUGCAUGACUAACCAAAAGCAUAACCGCCGCUCAUUCUGGGACAUGACUGGUCACUCCCAGGACAGCAUUCUCUUACACUAACCGCUCUUUGGUUUUUGUCUGUUAGGAGUUUCUUAAAAAUCCUUAUUACAAACGUUGUCCUCCAUUUUGUAAGUAUUUUCCACUUCCUAGGCGUAAAGAGAUAAGCAUGCUCCCUCCUUGAUGGAGAGCUCAUGUGGGCAGUCCUCACAGAGGAAAAUGGGCCAGGAAAUAUAGAAGACUUUUUCUCAUGAUUUCAUCAAAAGAGACAUGCAAUAGAAAAAAAAAAAAUUAAAAUCUGCCACAUGGAGUCGUUUUUAGUGGAUAAGACCAAAUCUACAGGACUUAGAAUAUACUUUACCAUUGGCUUUUGUAGAGAACAUUAUUGUGCGGUAGAAUAUAGAGCCUUUGCCGACUGGAACUUAUUGCUUUGGGCUUGAGUUUUCUCAUUAAGUCCUACCGUGAGACAAUACUCAUUUAGAAAUGAAAUGAUUUAUAUACAGUCCCAAAGCUCUUUGUGGAAUUGCCUUUUUGAAUGGUCCACGGGGGCACAGAAACAUCAGCUGCAUUGCGCUUCUCGUGACACCAGAAAAAUCACCUGAACCAAGACAAAUUUCAGUUUUGACCGUGCACAGUGGUAAAUCAGAGGGGUGUUAACUUAUUCUCUUCCACUGCACUCGGUUGAGUCCUGAAGGUACCAGGACUCGUUGACUCCCUUCAGGACCAGACCUGAUCCAAAACCAUAAAGAAUGUGCUUGUAAUUGGUUAGAGUCCAGCUGGAAGUUAGACUUGAUGUGGGGUUGGCUCCACUGUUCUGAAAAUUGCCUGGGGUGAUCAAUUUCAUGGCCUUCCUAGGAGGUAAGUCUUAGAAAAAUACCCAGUUUGCCUUGGCAUUCCAAGAGCUUUCUAUGCGAUGUCCCGUACUGAAGUCCAAGGUCCUGGGAACAUAAACACAUGAGUGGGCACCAAGGGUUCACAUAAAUGUUCUUCGGUCUCAGGAUGCCAUGAAGGGCUCUGCCAAGACCUAUUCAUCUGUCCAUCCAUCCAUCCAUCCAUCCACCCAUCCACUCACUUAUUGACAUGUGUACUGUCGUCCAUGACAAGAAAAGUGGCGAGCCCACGCAGUGCACCAUGCUGUACUCGCGCCAGGGGACCACGGAAACCAUAGCGGAGGUGGAGGCCGAGCAGGAUGACGAGGCGGUGGCCAAAGAUGCCGAUCAGGGAGGGGAGGAGGCAGCGGACUUGGGGCCGGAGGAGGCCUCGGAGGCCUCGGAGGCCGGCCUCACCCCAGAUGCCGAGCUGCCGCACUACUCCACCGAGGAUGGGGACGUGGAGGCGCCUCCCUCCUACAGCAAGGCGGUCAGCUUCGAGCGCCUGUCCUUCGGCUCGCGGGACGACUCUGCAGGCCAGAGCCACAUGGCCGUGAGCCCUGACGAGAGCCGCUCAGACAGGCUCGAGUCCAGCAUCUUACCGCCCCUGACUCACGAGCUGACGGCCAGCGAGCUGCUGCUGAACAAGAUGUUCCAUGAUGACGAGCUGGAAGAGUCCGAAAAAUUCUACGUUGGCCAACCCCGGUUCUUGCUGUUGUUCUAUGCCAUGUACAAUACUCUGGUGGCCCGCUCAGAAAUGGUGUGUUAUUUUGUGAUCAUCCUCAACCACAUGGUCUCUGCCUCCAUGAUCACCCUUGUGCUUCCCAUUCUGAUCUUCCUCUGGGCCAUGCUGUCUGUGCCCAGGCCCAGUAGACGAUUCUGGAUGAUGGCCAUUGUCUACACAGAGGUGGCAAUUGUGGUCAAGUAUUUCUUCCAAUUUGGCUUCUUUCCCUGGAACAAGAACGUGGAAUUGAACAAAGAUAAACCUUUCCACCCACCGAAUAUCAUAGGAGUGGAGAAGAAAGAAGGCUAUGUCCUUUAUGAUCUCAUUCAGCUCUUGGCUCUUUUCUUCCAUCGGUCCAUUUUGAAGUGCCACGGCUUAUGGGAUGAAGAUGACAUCACCGACAGUGGCACAGACAAGGAAGAGUCGGAUGAUGAGCUGUCCCUCAGUCGUGGCAGGAGAGCCUCCUCUGAUUCUCUGAAAUCCAUCAACCUGGCCGCGUCAGCGGAGUCGGUGCACGUGUCCUUCCCGGAGCAGCCCACGGCCAUCCGGAGGAAGCGAUCGGGCAGUAGCUCCCAGAUAUCCCCCAGAUCCAGCUUUUCUUCCAAUAGGUCCAAAAGAGGCAGCACAAGCACCCGAAACAGCAGUCAAAAAGGAAGCAGUGUUUUGAGCAUCAAGCAGAAAAGUAAAAGGGAACUUUAUAUGGAAAAGCUUCAAGAACAUUUAAUCAAAGCAAAAGCAUUUACCAUAAAGAAGUGAGUCCAUGAAGACAUUUGGUGUGGGGUGUUUUAUUUUAGCGUCAGGGAGCUGAUAUCAAUUAUUUCAUGUAAACCAGGGGUGCAGAGCAGCGAAGUUACCUCUCAUAUCACAAAUAUCAUCUGCUUAAGGCAUAAGAAAAUGACUUGUUAUUGUAUUGUUCUUAAUGGAGAUGUAAUUGACAUACAAAUUAAGUUCAGGCAUACAAUAUAAUGGUUUGAUAGAUGUGUACGUUGUGGGAUGAUCACAAUAGUCAACCUUCAUCACCACCUGUAGUUACAGAUUUUUUCUUAUGAUGAGACCUUUUAAGAUUUACUCUCCUAGCAGCUUUGUAAUGUGAAGUACACGGGGCACCUGGGUGG